Lutra lutra (Eurasian river otter) is the source of this 1737-nucleotide messenger RNA. Its product is annotated as protein S100-A15A-like. The record is from RefSeq and is a predicted model, not a curated record. The transcript has 4 exons. Bases 892 to 1215 code for a protein of 107 amino acids. Gene Ontology annotation, molecular function: calcium ion binding; transition metal ion binding. Lineage: Eukaryota; Metazoa; Chordata; Mammalia; Carnivora; Mustelidae. Gene Ontology annotation, cellular component: cytoplasm.
CCUCCCGCCGCCGCAGCGGCCGCGGAACACCCUCUCCGAGCUUCCUGCUGUGCAGGGGUGACGUGCGGCCCGGGGGGCACACAGGUCUGCGGCCUCCGCCGCGCCUCCCCCUGCCGGGAGCCCUUCCGUCGAGUCCGGCUCAGACGCGUCUCCCGAGGAGAUCUUCGUCGGCUCCUCUCCGGGCUGGAGCGGUUCCUUCCCGGGCGCCCCGGUCCCGCCUCCGGGCUGGUGGCGCUCGCGAGGCAUCGUGCCGUGGGCGACGCCGUCCGCUCCGCGGACCCUCAGCCCGCGAGCUGGCCCCACGCCGUCCCCCCGGCCCCGGACGAGGCCCCCGCGCAGUGCGGGGCUCCGGAAGUGGCUGCGGGACGGACGACCGCGCGUGGGGACCGGAGGCCGGCCGCGGCCGCUGAGGGAAGGCGCGGGAGGACGGGCUGCGUGUGUCCGGCCCCGCCCACGCCCCGGAGCCCGGGGGACCCUCUCGGAGGCGGACGUGGCCAGCGAGGCGCCCCGCGGUUCGGAGACGCCUCAGGUCAGGCUCGGAGGGAAGGCGGGUCCCUGGAGCUGGUCGAGUUAGUCGCAGGAAGCCAGUGUCUUGUGACGUCAUCUCAGGAAUGCGGUCAGGGCUCGGGGAGCUGCUGGAGAACCGGAAGGGUCAGGACGCGGACGGCCUGGAUGGGCAGGAGGUAGCACCUGCUGGCUGGGCCCCCGCUUGCCGCAGCGGCUCCUGCUGAGCACCGCGGCAUCGCUAGGACGGAUCACAGGCCGGCACCGGAUUCGGAGCAGCCCUGUCCCCUCAGCCCAGGUCAGCACUUCUGAGAGCGGUGGAGCGCUCCAGGGACACAUCUCAUCUCCAGAGCCACUUCCUGUCCCCGCCAGGGCCCAGCCGCCGUGAUGCACACGCCCAUGGAGGAAUCCCUCUUCCAGAUCAUCGCCUGCUACCAUCAGUACGCCGCCCGGGAGGGGGAUGUGGAGACCCUGUCCUUGGAGGAGCUGAAGGCUCUGCUUAUGGACAAUGUACCCCACUUCAUGGAGAGCCUGGGCCGGAAGGAGCCCUACUACCUCUCGGAGUUGUUCCGGGCUGCAGACAAGAACAAGGACAAGCAGAUCUGCUUCGACGAGUUCCUGUUUGUCCUGGGCCGGCUGCUGACGGACUACCACCUGCUGUACCACCGGCGGCUGUGCACCUGCUACUGCGCCCAGCACAGCCUGCACUAGAUAGAGAGGCAUAGACGCCAGCUCAGCCUGCACUAGAUAGAGAGGCGCCAGCACAGCCUGCACUAGAUAGACGCCAGCUCAGCCUGCACUAGAUAGAGAGGCGCCAGCACAGCCUGCAAUGGAUAGAGAGGCGCCAGCUCAGCCUGCACUAGAUAGACGCCAGCUCAGCCUGCACUAGAUAGACGCCAGCUCAGCCUGCACUAGAUAGAGAGACGCCAGCACAGCCUGCACUAGAUAGAGAGACGCCAGCUCAGCCUGCACUAGAUAGACGCCAGCUCAGCCUGCACUAGAUAGAGAGGCGCCAGCUCAGCCUGCACUAGAUAGAGACGCACCCGUCUGCCUAGCCCGCACUGAUAGAGAUGUGCCCGCCCGCCCAGCCCGCCGGUGCUGCCCAGGAGUUGGAGCCGGAGCCACUGCAGAGCUCUGCCCCGCUUGAGGGCGUGUGCCUGAACGGGCACGCCCCUGUGCACACGUGUGUGCAAUGUGCAGCUGUGAGGGAAGAGAAUAAAGCCGUCCCACAAA